CGGUGAUUGGUCAAUGGCGGAUAUAGCUACUUAUUCUAUAUCGGCUAAGUUAGCAGAAUCUUUUAAAGAUUCGUAGGCAGGCACGUUUUGAGGAAAUAUAAGAAUGCCUCUAGUAUGUCCUUACGUUAUACCAUUUCCAUCAAAAAGCCGCAGUUAAUCAUCUGGUCCUCUGGACCGUCCGCUCGUUGCUGCAUUCCACUACCUUCGUUCCCACCUGUCACUCAUUUCGCUUCAUUUCUCUAAACCCAGCAAUUCGAUAUACAGCAAAAAUGGCCUAUUCUUUUUAUCGCUACGAACCCAGCAUGCCAGCCGCGGUGAUUGCCAUCAUAUGCUACGGCCUCAGCACAAUCUACCACAUCUACCAACUCAUCCGGCUGAAAGCCUACUUCUUCACCACCUUCAUCGUCGGCGCAAUCAUGAUGACGAUCGGCUACAUCGCCCGCACCAUCUCCGCAAACAACAAAACCUCCCUACCACCCUACAUCGCCCAAAGCGUCUGCACGUUACUCCCACCCUCCCUCUACGCCGCCACAAUCUACAUGAUCUACGGCCGUGUGGUCAUCCAUCUCCGCGAGCCCCGCCUCUCGCUUGUCUCGCCGUACAAAGUCACCAAGAUCUUUGUCAUCGGGGACGCUAUCGCGUUCUUGACCCAGGCGUCAGGAGGUGGCAUGAUGGCCAUGGAGGGGAUGGCGGACGCAGGGCAGAAGAUCGCGGUGGUGGGGCUGUUCGUGCAGUUGGGGUUCUUUGGGUUUUUCCUGACCGUGACGGGGACGUUUGUGAGGAGGUUGAGGGGACGAGCGAGAGGUAGGUUGUUGAGUGGUGAUGGAGGAGCAGGUGCAGUCCCUGAGGAGGUGAUGAGGUUGUUGCUCGUGUUAUUGGUCGUGUCUGCGGUCAUCAUUGUAAGGUGCUUGUAUCGCAUUGUGGAGUUCGUGCAAGGGCAUGAUGGGUAUUUGAUGGGCCAUGAGGUGUUUAUGUAUGUGUUCGAUACGAUUCCGAUGUUUGGGGUGCAGGUUGUUUUUCAUUUCUUUCAUCCGGGGCGGAUUCUGGGGCAGGGGGGGAAGGGGUUUGAGGAGGUAGCUAUGUAA
This is a messenger RNA of Aspergillus melleus, 1085 nucleotides long. RefSeq names its product RTA1 domain-containing protein. The transcript is spliced from 2 exons. Bases 270 to 1085 code for a protein of 271 amino acids. Lineage: Eukaryota; Fungi; Ascomycota; Eurotiomycetes; Eurotiales; Aspergillaceae. Gene Ontology annotation, cellular component: membrane. The record is from RefSeq and is a predicted model, not a curated record.